This is a messenger RNA of Capsella rubella, 865 nucleotides long. RefSeq names its product OPA3-like protein. The record is from RefSeq and is a predicted model, not a curated record. Gene Ontology annotation, cellular component: mitochondrion. NCBI's taxonomy places the organism in Eukaryota, Viridiplantae, Streptophyta, Magnoliopsida, Brassicales, Brassicaceae. Gene Ontology annotation, biological process: regulation of lipid metabolic process.
CUUAAAAGUUAAAAGCUUUAAAAAAAAAAAGCCUAAACACCAAGGUAAAACCUUAGUUUUGUCUUCCUCUCAUGAGCAAGCCGAAGUCUCUGGUGCAGCAGACCAUGGUCAUGCCGCUUCUGAAGCUAGGAACCCUAGCUCUACGAACUAUCUGCAAACCCAUCGCUAAUCGCCAAAAAGAAGCUGGUGUUAAUCCCAAAUUCCGUCAAUUCAUCAUCAACAUUGCACAGGCGAAUCACAGGUUUACAACAAAGUUACAAAGACGCGCUUCUGGUCGUGUGACUGAUGCAGUUAUUCGACCCCUAAAUGAAGAACGAGCUGUUCAAGCUGCUGCAGAUCUUCUAGGGGAACUCUUCGCCUUCACGGUUGCAGGGGCUGCUCUUGUCUAUGAGGUGCAGAGAAAUGCCAGAGGAGAAGCUAAAAAGGAAGAGAAAAGACAACUAGAACUAGCUGAAGUCAGACGAAAUCAUGAGAAGAUGGAGAAGGAAAUUGAAGAGAUGAAACAAAGAUACUGCGUGCUUCAUGAAGAGCUUUCUAAGCCGCUUACUGCACAGAUUAAUAAGCCAAAAGGCUUAGCUUGGCUCUUCAACUACAUGUGUUUUCAGAAUGCUGCUGAGAAGAUACAGUAGCAGAGCUAACAACAAGAGCCUCAAAGCUUUUUAAGCUUAACUUGUAGAUAAGUUUCAGAUAAGAUAUAACCAAAUAGGUUAACUUCAGAAGAGAAGAGAUCUGUGUUCGUUUAGGCUUGGACCAUUAUCUCAUAAACCGUACUUCCAAACUCUUCUUACAUUGAAAUGUUAUUUCAAUCUUUCUCAUUUAAGCCUGUAGACCUUAUUAAACCUAGCAAUACCAAGAUUGUUGUAGA